UUUUUUCAGUCUUUUCUUUAGUUUAUGGGUUUCCGGAGAGUGUCAGAGACAAGAGCUGCCACCACAGCAGAAGCCAGAAGGAACAGAGGUGCAGUCAUAAUACGUGCAGAGGAGAGAGAGACACAGAGGAAAACAGAGCAAAAACAGAGAGAGAGAGAGAGAAAAGCUUAAAGAAGGGAGGUGGCAGGGCAGUAGAGCUAAGCACUGUAAUUCAGAACCAUUAGUUUUAUCCAUGUACAGAAGAUUCUGCAGCCUAAAUGGUCCCUGAAAUAAAUAUACCUACUCUACUCCACCAUCUAUUUUCUGCUCUAUUAAAUCAUGCACACUCUCCUCUCUGGCUCCUCUGCCUCUCUAUUUCCCCCUGAAACUGUCUGAAUAAGUUUUUGGGUUGCAUUUUCUUUGAGCAAGUCGGUUUGUUUUUUCAUUUUUGGGGUUUUAAUGAUGAGUAGUAGUGGUGUGAGAGGCAUGAGGUUUCCUUUUACUCCAUCUCAAUGGCAAGAGCUUGAGCACCAAGCUCUGAUUUACAAGUACAUGGUUUCUGGCAUACCAAUUCCUCCUGAUCUCCUCUUCUCCAUCAAAAGAAGCUGCUUGGACUCUCCUCCUCUCUCUUCAAAGCUCUUCUCUCCUCACAUUGGGUGGAACUGUUUUCAGAUGGGCCUGGGGAGGAAGAUAGACCCAGAACCAGGAAGGUGCAGAAGAACAGAUGGGAAGAAAUGGAGGUGUUCAAAAGAGGCAUUUGCUGAUUCUAAGUACUGUGAGAGGCACAUGCAUAGAGGCAAAAACCGUUCAAGAAAGCCUGUGGAAGUUUUCAAAGCAACACCACCAACAUCAGCAAAUUCAAACUCAAGCACAUCACCAAUCACCAAGAUUUUCAACUCACCUUCCAAUUCACUAAGCACACCCUUCCAUUCACUAUCUUCACUCUCACCUAAUGAAAGUAGCUACAAUAGUAGUAGUUCUGCUCAUCUUGAUGAUCAUCAUUUCCUUUAUUCAAGGCCAAACAUGGGGUUUUCACAGCAAGAAAGAGGCACCUCCUUGUUUUUGGAAUCUGCUUCGUACAAUAAUAAUCCCCUGCAUCCCAACUUAGAAUACAGAUCAAACAGGUUUAGUUAUGGGGUGAAAGAAGACGUGGAUGAGCAUGCAUUCUUCUCAGAGCCUUCAGGGAGUGUUAGAGGCUUCUCUGGCUCUUCUUCAUCUUUGGAUCAUCAUCAAAAUGAAUCCAAUUGGCAGCUCACAAUGAGUUGUUCUAACUCCUCUUCAAAACAGAGGACGUGCUCUGCUUUACAAACAGAGCAAUAUCCUCAUUUGCAGCUUCAGAACUUCAGUGACUCCAAAAUGGAGAGAAGAGAAGAAACCCAGAGAACCAUACAUCACUUCUUUGAUGAAGGCCCUCCCAAAGAUAGAGAUUCAUCUUGGCUUGAUUUGGAUGGUAAUAAUAAAUCUUCAAACAGUGGAUCAGUUUCCACCACCAGGCUCUCAAUCUCCAUACCAAACUCUGCUCAUGACUUCCCCAUCUUCAAUUCAAGAAAUCAUCAUGAUGACUGAACAGCUUCCUGUACUGGGUUUCUGAAUCAGAGGGCCAAAACCUGUACUUACUUGGUGUCAACUCUUUUUUGUGUAAUGUCUAAUUAGUGAAGGGAGGAGGAGUACUAUUUUUCUUUUUCUUUUUAUAAUUAGUUUGAAUGUGGUUGAGUUGGGUUAUAAUUUUUAUUAUUGUGUUUUUAAAUGAA
This is a messenger RNA of Rosa rugosa (rugosa rose), 1730 nucleotides long. Its product is annotated as growth-regulating factor 1-like. Gene Ontology annotation, biological process: developmental process; regulation of DNA-templated transcription; DNA-templated transcription. The record is from RefSeq and is a predicted model, not a curated record. The coding region runs from base 439 to 1545 and encodes 368 amino acids. The transcript is spliced from 4 exons. Gene Ontology annotation, molecular function: ATP binding. Lineage: Eukaryota; Viridiplantae; Streptophyta; Magnoliopsida; Rosales; Rosaceae. Gene Ontology annotation, cellular component: nucleus.